AUGACAGCAAUGGAGAAGAUUGAGGAGCAGCUUGCUAGUCUGCGCAUAGCAAAACGUUCUGUACUGUCCGAGGAACCUGCUUACUUACUGGAUAUGGACAUUUCCAAACAGUCUCAAAGCAGCCGCUUUGUGGCAGUUUCCUGUUCCAAUCAGUCAAUUAGGGUAUAUAACAGGGAAACAUUAAACUUCCUGCGGGAAUACAGGAGCUGUCCUGGGAUCCUUAACGGGGUCAGGUUUGCACACGCGUGUGACAGCGUCGUGUUUUCAGCGUGUGCGUGCGGUGACGGGACAGUGAAAUGUUGGGAUAUUCGUUCAGCAUCUCAGGAGGCUGUGCAGGUGUUCAGGGGCUACCCUUCCAACGUUUUCAUCAGUUUUGAUAUCAACUGCAGUGAUCUCAUUGUUUGUGCUGGAACAGAAAAAGCUGAGAAGGACACGUUUCUGGUGUUUUGGGAUGCAAGAGGUGUUACAAACUGUGCUGGCACAACUAAGGAGCCCUUGGGAGUCUAUUCUGAAAGUCACAAUGAUGAUAUCACAAAAAUUUGUUUUCAUCCUGUCAAACCCAACUUGGUAGUUUCUGGGUCAACUGAUGGGUUGGUUAAUGUGUUUGACAUUAACAAGGAUAAUGAAGAUGAUGCUUUGAUAUCUACUUGCAAUUCAGAUUCAUCAGUAAGUUUUGUUGGCUGGUCUGGGAAAGAUUAUAAACAGGUCUACUGCAUGACACAUGAUGAGGGAUUUUGUUGGUGGGACAUUGCUCAGUUAGAUACUGAAGACCCAAUAACACUGUUGCAUGUCCUGGAUGCCAGAAACACAGUCUGCAUUGAAAAUGACAGCUUACAUUACCUGGUAGGUGGCUUGUACCACGAAAAGGUGGACAAACUCUUUCUUAUUGGGGGAACAUACACAGGAAAUGUUCACCUCAUCAGCUGUGGCACGGAUGGACUGAGCCUGAUGGGUACCCUUAGUGGAGGACACUCUGCCAGUGUUCGCUCCUUCUGCUGGAACCUGACAGAUGAGUCUCUGUUGACAGGUGGAGAGGAUGCUCAGCUGUUGCUAUGGAAACCUGGAGCUGUGGAGAGGUCCUUUGCAAAGAAAGCAUCUAUGAAGAGUGCUUCUUCUGUGCAGAAGAGAGUAAGAGUUCACAACAGCUUCCUCAAAAGCAAAAGAAAGUGA
Molecule: messenger RNA, 1170 nt
Organism: Chaetura pelagica (chimney swift)
Lineage: Eukaryota; Metazoa; Chordata; Aves; Apodiformes; Apodidae
Gene: WDR89
Product: WD repeat domain 89
Exons: 2
Coding region: 1-1170 (389 amino acids)
Molecular function (GO): protein binding
Source: RefSeq, a predicted model, not a curated record